This is a messenger RNA of Scylla paramamosain (green mud crab), 2753 nucleotides long. RefSeq names its product UNC93-like protein. NCBI's taxonomy places the organism in Eukaryota, Metazoa, Arthropoda, Malacostraca, Decapoda, Portunidae. Gene Ontology annotation, molecular function: potassium channel regulator activity. Gene Ontology annotation, cellular component: striated muscle dense body; plasma membrane. The record is from RefSeq and is a predicted model, not a curated record. The transcript is spliced from 9 exons. Gene Ontology annotation, biological process: regulation of potassium ion transport; regulation of muscle contraction. Bases 60 to 1586 code for a protein of 508 amino acids.
AUAUCUUGGUACGGCACUGGUGAUCUCCUAACCUCGUAUUGUGUUCCCAAGAAUCGGCCAUGCACGGCGUUGACAACGAGGCCUUUGAUGUCGUCAAGGAAGAAAGAAAUAAAGGCUCAGACAUUCGAAAGGAUGGCAGUCUUGAUGGGAAGUCUGACAAGGAGAGAAGCAUCCAAGGGGUACCCGAGGAGUCACUGGAACAUAACCCCAAAAUAGCGCGGAUCAUUCUCAAGAACAUCAUCAUCAUCUCCAUCGCCUUCACCUUCCUCUUCACCGCCUACAACUCCAUGGUCAACCUGCAGUCUUCUAUCAAUAAGGAGGUUGGCACGGUGUCCCUGACUACAAUAUACGUAGCGCUAGUCGUGUCCUGCUGCUUCCUGCCAUCACUGCUCAUCAAGAAGCUCAAGACUAAAUACACAAUGGCAGUCUGCAUGCUGGGUUACUCUUCAUACAUCGCCGCUCAGUUCUACCCAACACUGGCCACAAUGGUGCCAACAGCCAUCUUGUUGGGGCUCGGCGCCGCUCCGAUGUGGUCAGCGAAGUGUUCCUAUCUCACUCUGGUGGGGACCAAGUACGCGGAGCUGACGGGACAGGACAAAGAAAUGGUUAUUACUCGAUACUUUGGUAUUUUCUUCCUCUUCUUCCAGUCGACUCAGGUGUGGGGCAACCUCAUCUCCUCCACAGUGUUGUCAGUGGAUACGGGCGAGUUAAACAAAACGGACGAACAGCUGGAGAAAUGUGGAUACAAUUUCUGUCUCUUUAAGCAAAAUGAUACUAACAGCGAUGACGGCAUUCCCAACUGGCAGAGAUACACCAUGGCAAGCAUCUACCUAGUCUGUGCACUUUUGUCCUCAGUCAUCAUCGUACUGUUCGUCGAUCCUCUCAGAAGGUUCGUGGGGAAGGAGAAGGAGGUAGCUGCUACAGAGGGCAAGUCGGAGAUCCAGCUUCUGAUCGCCACCUUCAACCACAUGCGUCACCCAUACCAGCUGCUCAUCAUCCCCCUCACCAUCUGGUCGGGCGUGGAACAAGGCUUCUUCCAGUCUGAUUACACAGCCGCUUACGUGUCGUGUGGCCUCGGUGUGCACAUGGUGGGGUACGUGAUGAUCUGCUAUGGGGUGUGUGACGCCCUCUGCUCCGUCUCCUUCAGCCCGCUGGUCAAACUGGUGGGUCGCGUGCCCGUCUUCACCAUGGGGGCAGUGAUCAACUUCGGGGUCAUCAUUACUCUCAUAUACUGGCGGCCUCACCCUGACGACACGGCCAUAUUCUUCGUGCUGGCCGGGCUGUGGGGUGUGUCGGAUGCUAUCUGGCAGACGCAAAUCAAUGCGUUGUACGGUAUGAUCUUCCCUGGCAAGGCCGAGGCUGCCUUCAGCAACUACCGCCUCUGGGAAUCCGUCGGUUUCAUCAUCAACUUCGCCUGCAGCACCACCCACUGUGUCUACUCCAAGAUCGCCAUUGUGUUGGCGUUCCUCAGUGUCGGCAUCGUCGGCUACUUCAUCAUCGAGAUUAUCGAUAGGUUUGUGGGCCUCAAGAAGGACACUGACGGGGAGGCUGUCCCCAUCGAUAAGCUUGUCAUAGGAAAAUAUUAAGUCAAACACCGUCAUUACUGACGACUCGAAGACGAGUCUUCUAGUCAAAAGGGAAAGGUUGCAAAUCACGAAUCAACACCAUGGCAGCCAUCCAUGUAACAUCUCUCUUCACCUCCCUUGCGCGCGUGUGUGUGUGUGUGGGUGUGUGUGUGUGAGUAAACUAGAGGUUAAGUAAAAACUAGUCUUGAGAGUUCGUGAUUUGGAGAGAGAAAAAAAAAAACAGUGAUCAAAACAUGUACCCUAACAUCAAAACAUAUAAUCACUAAUGACUGAAGGUCUAUUCAUGUUUUUGUUUUUUUUUUGUAAGAAAGCCAUUGGCCAAAGGCAAUAAAAAUAUGAAUUAAAAAAAAUGGCUCACUUAAAUGCCCGUUCUCAGAGAAAUGCCAAAUAGAAUGAUCAAAUAGCAGAGGAUAAGUGUCUUGAAACCUCCCUCUUGAAAGAGUUCAACUCAUAGGAAGAAGGAAAUACAGAAGCAGGCAGAGAGUUCCAGAGUUUACAAGAGAAAGGGAUGAAUGAUUGAAAAUACUGGUUAACUCUUGCAUUAGAGAGGUGGAGAGAAUAGGGGUGAGAGAAAGAAGAAAGUCUUGUGCAAAGAGGCCGCGGGAGGAGGGGAGGCAUACAGUUUGGAGAUUGUUUUUUAGUUUGCCACGGACACCUUGCUGGUUGCAUGCCUUAUCUUGUAAACAUCAUCCCAGCUGUCCCAUCACUUGUUUAAAUACUUGCCAUAUAUUUUGUUCAUUUUGUACUAUUUAGUUUUUAUAUCAAUUAUUCUUAACCUGAUCUUGAAUUUACUUAUUAUCCUUGGUUAACUGUAACGUCAACUUUAAUUCUUACAAAGUGUAUCAUCGAAGUACCCUUUCUAUGAGUUCACUGCCCUGGUGUCUAAAGAGUGGUUUACACUGGGCAAUUCGCGGCUACUCGCAGUCGGGAUUGUGCAGCCAGGAUUGUGCACCCGGGAGUGAAAUACUGCCGGGAUUUGCUGAACUGCCAGAUCAGCCGAAAAACCGCUCUGUCAGUUUGAUCGGUUGCCUUCCCGGUAAAUUUCCAGGUUCACAUAAGAACAAAUAUCAAUAUAAUAUUGAAAACAGGAGGAAUAUUGUUGAAAAGUGUUUUAGUAAUGACCAUUGAGUGUACUAUUAUAUACAAUAAAUAAAUAAAAUAUUUAAA